Molecule: messenger RNA, 1403 nt
Organism: Ornithodoros turicata
Lineage: Eukaryota; Metazoa; Arthropoda; Arachnida; Ixodida; Argasidae
Exons: 3
Coding region: 124-540 (138 amino acids)
Source: RefSeq, a predicted model, not a curated record
GUGAGCGAACAGCAAACCUCUCUAUAGGUCACUCAAUGGAGUGACUCUCUCGUUUGUGGACACCAGUUGCUUGAAAUCUGGCGGCUUUCCACUAAGUGAUUAGCAAAGGCGAAGAACGUCAAAAUGAAGCUGUUCGUCUUUGCCUUCGUGUCAUGCUGCUUGCUAGGUUUCGUUGCAGCGAUGUGCGACGACUACGAGGUCGCAUAUGCCAUGGAUAAGUGCAGCGCAAGAAAUAAACAGGAAUACGAACUCGUUGUCCCAAAACCCGGAGAUUCGAGUCCUGAGGCGCAUAAAUUCUUCUGCUGCAUGUUGGAGCUUGACAAACGCUGCAUGUCGGAUCUACUGAAAGGAAAAGGAUGUGAAAAUGAUAUUAAUCUAUUUUUGGAGGACCAGAAGGAGAACAUGAAGGAUCUGUUUGGAACAUCGAAAUGCCAUUUUCAAUGCAAUAACAAGAAAAGUGCUGGUCGCACAACACAUCUGCCAUGGACUCUGGCAACUGUGGUCUCCAUGACGUCGAUCAUCAAACUUGCCACAUUUUAGGACCAGUGAUCUCUAACUCGUCCUGGAUUCUGAGGCAUCUAUUGUUAUUUUUAUGAUUCAUCAUCUUAAAACAAAGUUGUUGUUGUUGUUGUUUAUGAUUAUCGUCAAUUUUCAGUUUUAUCAUUCAGUUAUUCAGCAAAAAUGAUCACGUUGAACCUGGAUGUGUGAACACCAUAUUGCCACAAAUAGUUUCAAUCUGAUUAUGGUGAUAUUGAAUGCUGAUGAUAACGCUAGGGAAGAAACUUUCCGCAGCACUUCUUAAUGUACGAUAUUUUUUCUCUCGCUUACAAAUAACAAACCGGCACAUCACAUUAUUAUGUUAAAACAACACUAAGGAGCCAUCAGAGUGUUACGUUUAUAUGGGUUUAUAUGUCCGUCCGUACAUCUUUGGGCGACCACGCACAGCGCUACAUGAUCUCGUAGUAUGUAGAAGAGCAAUAUGCAAGUAUUCGGCGAUAGAGAUUCACAGCAGAAAGAAGACGGUCGAGAAUUGUCUCAACGUAUGUGGUUGAGAGGAUCUAAAUUUUAAUCGGACUAGAAUUUCGUGCAGAAGGCUGCACUCCUUCAGGUCUGAAGAAGUGAAGAAGUGAACCUGACCUUACCUGACAGUGACCUGAAGAAGUGUAGUUUUUCACUUCUUCAGACCUGAAGAAGUGCAGCCUUCUGCACCAAAGUCUCGUCUCACUAAGAUUUAGAUGCUCUCAACCGCUACAUGAUCGCCAGACUAUAUUUUCAAAAGCAGAUUCGGUGAGCAAUAUUGCAUGGGAUAGCCUAUCAAAGCUAACACACGCAAAUACGUUUAGCCAAUACCCAAAUAUUGUGCCAAUAUUACUCAUACUUAGCGAUGCUCAAGUAAUUAAGUA